UUGUCGAAAGAAACGGUUCGGAGUACAACCGCAGUGCCACAGUAAACGUUAACAUUGUGUUGCUUUUGAUUUUUUGUUCAAAACACUGUGAAUCUAGUGAGAGAAAAAAAAGCUCGAGCGCAUUGUUCGAAUAGAGAGAAAUACACAGAAAAGCAACGCGAAAAAAUCGGAAAUUUUAAUUGUUUUGUGAUCAUUUUACGAAUAUAAAAGCAAAUCGUUGCAACAAUGACCAUCUAUGCGAAAAUCGUUCAAAUCAUUUUGAUUAACUACGUCGAUUCGACUAAAUUCAUCUAAUAAAAUUUAAACGAAAGAAGUUACGCGUGGCUGCAUGUUAAAAUCAACAUGCCAUCUGGUGACAAUCAUCUAGUGGUCAACCUAAUCAUGAUUGAACUAUUCGGAACGAUUCUCUUUUUGGCCAUUCUUACCAUUUGCCUUUACAUCAAACGAUACUUUGUGCGAAAAUCGUUAGGCGGCCUCAAAGCAUUGAUCACCAAUGGUGAUACCAAACUUUCGCAAGAACUGGCCGAGCGGCUGUCUUCCAAGCAUAACUGUCAUGUAAUACUGGUGAAAGGAAAAACUACCAGCGGUCUUCAAAAUCAACCAGAUUCAAUCCCACCGCAGACGGCCGGUAUUUCAGUUCUGCAUUGUGAUAUUUUGGACAAUGAAGAUCUGGAAAGACUGAGCCAAAUCGUUCAAGACACAUUCAACGGGAUUGAUAUUGUUAUUGAUAAUGCAACUAAAGGGAUUUUCAAUGCGGUCAACAAAGAUGAUUGCCGUGCAUUCAUCGACGGCACCAGCGAAAAAUUGCGCACAACUAUUAACAUGUUAAUGCAUUUUAUACCGAAAUUGAAAUACUCAAAAUGUGGCCAUUUCGUCACCAUUCAACCGAUCAUAUCGAAUCAAAAGCCGUUAUUAUCAUCUUAUCGUGAGAUAAAAGAGUUAAUAAAUCUACUAAGUGACAAUCAACAGUCGACGUUUGCGCUUGAUAUAUUCAACCAGCAAAAAAUUCGUUUGACUACCGUAUUGUGGAACUGUGACGACACUACAACCAUUCCCGUUGCAUACAAUGGCCACAAUAGCAAUAACAACAAUCAGGCUGAUAUUGAGCAGAUAUCAGAACGCAUUUUGGAUGGGAUUCGCGCUGACCGUUCCGUGGUGCAUAUCAACAAAUCCGGAAAUCUCAUCGGACCCAUUCGAAACUUUUUCCAAAAGAAAAAGUCAAAUUCGAAUGAUGAUUGCAAUGGUCACAGCAAAGUCAGAUGAUUAACUGAGGCACAAAGUAAACAGUAAUCAACGUCAACAAACAUCAAUUCAUAGAUCUUCUAAGACAGACUUAUUUAUAUCAUUAAAUUUCUAGGCGAUAAGGUGUGCUUGAAAUUCAAAUUUUAAUAAAAAUAUAUUUUU
Sitodiplosis mosellana (orange wheat blossom midge) is the source of this 1404-nucleotide messenger RNA. RefSeq lists its product as uncharacterized. NCBI's taxonomy places the organism in Eukaryota, Metazoa, Arthropoda, Insecta, Diptera, Cecidomyiidae. Bases 343 to 1263 code for a protein of 306 amino acids. The transcript has 4 exons. The record is from RefSeq and is a predicted model, not a curated record.